Messenger RNA from Brassica oleracea var. oleracea, 1675 nucleotides. Its product is annotated as proline dehydrogenase 2, mitochondrial. Bases 117 to 1547 code for a protein of 476 amino acids. Lineage: Eukaryota; Viridiplantae; Streptophyta; Magnoliopsida; Brassicales; Brassicaceae. Gene Ontology annotation, molecular function: proline dehydrogenase activity; FAD binding. The record is from RefSeq and is a predicted model, not a curated record. The transcript has 4 exons. Gene Ontology annotation, cellular component: mitochondrion.
ACUUGUAGCAUCUACCAAUAACAUACACACAAACCCCAAAACACACAAAAACGCUUGUGAAGAAAAAAGAGGGACACAAGAAAAGGAAAGAAACCAAAAACUCUCUAAUCGUUUACAUGGCAAACCGUUUCCUCCGACCACACCUCAUCCACCGUUUCUCCACCUUGAGUCCCGUCGGUCCUCCGUCCACCGUCGUCCCGGAGAUUCUUUCCUUUGACCAACCAAAAACAGACGUUGACCUCGAUCUCUCCGACCAAGCUAGACUCUUUGUUUCUGUCCCAAUCUCCGACCUUGUCCGUUCAACUGCCGUUCUUCAUGCUACGGCCAUAGGCCCUAUGGUCGAUUUUGGAUCGUGGGUUAUGAGUUCGAAACUCAUGGACGCGACCAUAACACGGGAUUUGGUCCUCCGUUUCGUGAAAGGAACGUUUUACGACCAUUUCUGUGCAGGUGAAGACGCCGCUGCCGCAGCAAGGCGCGUGAGGAGUGUGUAUGAGUUGAGGGGGCUUAAAGGGAUGUUAGUGUAUGGCGUUGAACACGCAGAAGACGGUGGUGAAUGUGAGAACAACAUCAAGAAGUUCAUUGAGACUGUUGAAGCUGCCAAAACCCUACCUACGUCUCAUUUAAGCUCCGUGGUGAUUAAGAUCACAGCGAUUUGUCCAAUGAGUCUCUUAAAACGUGUAAGUGAUUUGCUUCGUUGGCAAUACAAGAACCCAAGUUUCAAACUUCCAUGGAAACUCCAUUCAUUUCCGGUUUUCUCCGGUUCAAGUCCUCUCUAUCACACAAUCUCCGAACCGGAACCAUUAACCGUAGUGGAAGAACAAGAGCUUGAUAAAGCUCACGAACGCAUUAAAUCCAUAUGUAUUAGAUGCCAAGAAUCGAAUGUACCGUUACUAAUAGAUGCCGAAGAUACGAUUCUCCAACCGGCAAUCGAUUACAUGGCGUAUUGGUCAGCAAUUAUGUUCAAUUCCGACAAAAGUCGACCCAUUGUCUACAACACGAUUCAAGCUUAUUUGAAAGAUGCGGGAGAGAGGUUGCACUUGGCGCUACGAGAAUCCGAGAAAAUGAAGGUUCCUAUUGGGUUUAAGUUGGUGAGAGGUGCUUAUAUGUCUAGUGAAGUUAAGUUAGCAGCUUCCUUGGGUUACAAGUCACCGGUCCACGACACCAUUCAAGAAACGCAUGCUUGCUAUAAUGAGUGUAUGGGUUUCCUUAUGGAGAAAGCCUCUAAUGGAACGGGGAUUGCCGUCAUUCUAGCGACUCACAACACCGAUUCUGGUAAACUAGGUGCAAGGAAAGCAAGUGAGCUAGGAAUUGAUAAAGAGAACGGGAAGAUCGAGUUUGCGCAGCUUUACGGGAUGUCGGAUGCCUUAUCAUUAGGAUUGAAAAGGGCUGGUUUCAAUGUGAGCAAGUACAUGCCGUACGGGCCGGUUGAAACCGCGGUUCCAUACCUUAUCCGACGAGCAUAUGAGAACCGCGGUAUGAUGUCCACCGGUGCUCUAGACCGCCAACUUAUGAGGAUGGAGCUUAAGAGGAGAAUAAUGGCUCGGUGAAGAAAACAGAAUAAUGGCUUCGUGAUCAUUUUAUUAUAUGUUAUUUUAUAUUUUGUUGAUGCACUAUAUAUGAUUGAUUUUAAGUUAAUAGUGUCUUCUUCAUGUUUUGCCUUUUAUAUAUAUUUUAA